Messenger RNA from Meyerozyma guilliermondii ATCC 6260, 762 nucleotides. RefSeq lists its product as uncharacterized. The transcript has a single exon. Bases 1 to 762 code for a protein of 253 amino acids. Lineage: Eukaryota; Fungi; Ascomycota; Pichiomycetes; Serinales; Debaryomycetaceae. The record is from RefSeq and is a predicted model, not a curated record.
AUGCUGGAUGCUUUGAAGCUAAAAUACCGCCAGGUUCGGUUCAAUGUUCGCUUUGCAAUUGCUGACUAUAAGCAACGGUAUUACACUAAUUCCAAGAAUUCUCGAGUGAUUCAUACCAAGCUUCAAAAUCAACCGCUUAUUACCCUUCGGACUGAACCACACGAUAAAUACUUGCAUUCGCCAGGAGAGUUUCUCAAAGUGCCAGAAGAGACCGAAAACAAGGAACAGGUGGAUUUCUUUGACUCCCAGAGUAAUAUGGAUGCUCAUUCGGUGAUGGUUCCGAAUGUAAUUGCAACUGAAAAUAAGUGGAAUAUUACCUCAAUGCUAGGAAAAUUUGCUGCUCUAAUGCCAGUUGUGACCAAGGAGAAUGUAGAGCAUGUCAAGGAGGAUGGAAAGAAGGAAGAAGUGUUGGAAUCAGAUGCCUUGAUUGGUGUCUUGGAAUCACAACCAAUGGCAGUUAAUGUGAAUGUGAGCGAAGAUCAUGAAAAAUUGGCAUGGAAAAGCAUUCUCAAUGACGCUUCUCUUUCCGCUGCCAGGAUCUCCGUCGGAAUUGAUGUCCCUCAGCUGAGAGACUCAUACAUCAACUUGGCGGCCGACUUGACUGCUGCAAAGGCAAUUUGCAGCCAUUCUGACCUGCCACAAAAAACCGCCAGAAAGCUUCAAAAUGAACCAUUCAACUCGGUACUGUCUCGAAAGAGCGCCUACUAUGGUAUUUUGUCUCUUUACAAUGAAGUUGAGUCCGAUAUGGAGAGCCAGAAAUAG